Molecule: messenger RNA, 1035 nt
Organism: Emericellopsis cladophorae
Lineage: Eukaryota; Fungi; Ascomycota; Sordariomycetes; Hypocreales; Bionectriaceae
Product: cellobiose dehydrogenase
Exons: 4
Coding region: 1-1035 (344 amino acids)
Source: RefSeq, a predicted model, not a curated record
AUGAGGAAGAUGAAAGGGCACUCCGGACUUGCUGAUGCGACUUCGAUUUCUGCCCUUGUGUCGACGAGUACAGGGUCCAACGACGACGUUCGAUUCCAAUGGGGUAUCCCCGAGGCUGUUGCCAGCUCUGGUUCGGGCAAUGUCUAUUUCCAGCUCGAAGCCCCAGUCUCAUACGAAUGGGUCGCCCUAGGUACUGGUAGCCAGAUGAGAGGGUCGCAAAUGUUUGUCAUGUACACCGACGGUGACGGCAACGUUACCCUUAGUACCCGCGAGGGUACAGGCCAUGUUCUGCCCGAGUAUACCCAGCAACGCGACACGGAGCUCCUGGCCGGCUCGGGCGUUGCUGACGGCAAGAUGGUAGCAAACGUUCGCUGCGGCGACUGCCAGAACCUGGACCUCGCCGGCACCAACAGCUGGAUUGCCGCCUGGAAAUCAGGCAAUGCCAUCGACUCUGCAAACACCAGCUAUGCCAUCACCCAGCACGACGGGACCACGCGGAUGCGGGUGAGGUUUGCCGGCGCUGGCAUCUCGUCGGACGAGAACCCCUUCCUCAGCGACGUCACCAGCAGCGACAACUCUGGUGACAAUGUCGACACCCAGGGGGGAAGUGGCAGUAACACCGACGCCAUCAUCCUCGCACACGGCAUUAUCGCGCUCGUUGUUUUCGCAUUCUUGUAUCCCAUUGGCUCAAUUCUCAUGCGUCUUGUCGGCAAGUGGUACAUACAUUCGAUGACACAGAAUGUCGGGUGGCUAGUCAUGUGGGCUGUCUUUGGCUUGGGAUAUGUGGCCGCCAGUAGGCAGGCACAGCCCGUCCUGGGCUGGCUUCACCAUCGCCACUUUGUCGCCCACCAAAAACGUGGAAUCAUUAGCCAUCUUCACAUAUGGUACGGCCGCAUCUUGAUGGCAUUAGGGGUCGUCAACGGCGGGCUUGGUAUCAAGUUGGCGGGCUCGGGAACCGGCUUCAAGAUUGCCUAUAGCGUUGUGGCAGCUGUCAUGUUCGCCGCCUACAUCGCUUUCAUUGCUUUGGACAUCUGA